Pistacia vera is the source of this 1594-nucleotide messenger RNA. Its product is annotated as UPF0481 protein At3g47200-like. Bases 218 to 1564 code for a protein of 448 amino acids. The record is from RefSeq and is a predicted model, not a curated record. NCBI's taxonomy places the organism in Eukaryota, Viridiplantae, Streptophyta, Magnoliopsida, Sapindales, Anacardiaceae. The transcript is spliced from 3 exons.
GGAAACGAUUACCAGAGACGUCCAUUAGAGAGAGAGAGAGAGAGAGAGAGAGAGAAACAUGUACAUGUGAAAGUUUCAAGACAAAGAAGUUCGGUGAUAAGUUUUCGGAGAAAUUUUCAGUAGGUGUCUGUUUACAUCCAGGAGUAAGAAGUUGUCGAAGUUGAGCGUGAAUCACUGAGGAAUAAGGAAGCCCUGUCAAACAACAUUUCAGGCUAAGAUGAAUGGGUCAGGAGGUUCCUCUGAAGAUAAGCAUCAAAACGAAGACGAGGUAAUCAUUGAUAUCAAAGACAAUAUUGAGCGUUGUAUUUAUAGGGUUCCUAAGAAACUUAGGAACAUAAAUAAUGAUGCUUACACUCCUCACAUAGUUUCAAUUGGUCCAUAUCACCAUGGCAAAGAAAAAUGGGAUGACCUAGAAAGCAAAAAGGAAUGGAAAUGGGAUGACAUGCAAAAGCACAAGGAGAGAUAUCUGGAAAAGUUCAGAAAGAAGGAGAAAAUCGAGAACUUCGUCAAAGAAGAGGAACAACGUAUCCGCGCUUGUUAUGGAGAAAAUUUUCAGGGUUUCGAUUUCAUAGAGAUGAUUGUGCGUGAUGCUGUCUUCAUCAUUGAACUCUUCUUGAGGAAGUACCGUGAUGAUAGAGGAGAUUUUUUGUUAAGUAAACCGUGGCUAACAAAUGCUAUAAAACUGGACUUGCAAUUACUUGAAAAUCAGCUUCCAUACUUCGUCCUGGAGGAGUUAUACGUGUUAGCCUAUGGCUGCUCCGCUAGACCUUCCUUCCUUACUCUUUCUUGCAAGUUUUUCGGUUAUAAGGAGCCAGAUGGAGGGGCCAAACAGGAUAUGGAAAUUAAACAUUUUGUCGACUUGAGAAGACAUACUAUGUUGGUCGGAGUCGAUCAAAACAUACCAAAGUCUCUAGGCGGAAAAAUUGAAGAUUUACCAAGUGCAGUGAAGCUGCAUGAGUCCGGGGUGAAGUUUAAGUCGGUCAAAAGCAAAGAUGCAGUGAAGCCGGGUGAGUCGAGGAGGAAGUGUAAGCCAGAAAAAGGUUUACUUAACAUAGAAUUUGAAAAGAGAGAAAGAGAAGACUCGUGUAUUUGGUGGCUUAGAGGACAGGUGCUAAAGAUUCCACGCCUUAAAAUUGAAGAUGGUACGGAAUGUUUGUUUCGAAACUUGAUGGCCUUGGAGCAGUGCCAUUAUCCAUUUGAAACUCAUAUUUGCAACUAUAUUGAUCUAAUGGAUGCUCUGAUCAACACGAGCAAAGAUGUGGAUUUGCUUGUUGACAAUGGAAUCAUCUCCAAUUGUGUGGGCGACCACGAUUCAAUUAAAGAGAUGUUUAACAGACUCUGCCUUGAGGUUACGCCAAGUACUUCCUGUUACGACCACAUUUGCGACGGGCUGAAAAAGCACCACGGCAAAUGGUGGAAUCGCACCAAGGCAACGUUGAUAAGUGUGUACUUUGAAAAUCUUUGGAGAGGCACUGGAACUGUUGCUGCAACCAUACUCGUGCUGCUCACUCUGUUACAAACCAUCCAAAGAUUCUAUCCGGAACUGUUUACGCGUCCAAAAUAAUUGAAGUUUUGUGUGUUUCAAGUACUUGUA